AGCAAUACAGGUGGGACAAUGAAGAGGAAUGCCCCCAGCAACAACUUAUCGAAAAUAACCAAAACAGUAAAAAAGGAGAUUAAAUUGACACCUCAGACAGAUUCCGAUGAUGAGGACGAUUAUUGUGAAGCAAAAGUUAGCACAGAGGAGGAGAUUCAAAAAUUACAAAAUCAAAUGGAUUUGGUUUUGAAGAAUCAAAUAAAAAUUAUAGCUAAAUUAAAAGAAUUGACGAAUGCGCCGGUAAUGAGUAAUACGAUAUCGCAAUUAUUUCCAAUAACUACAGUGGAACAAUUUGAAGAAGUCAAUGCCGAAAUGGCCGAUCCACAUAACAAAUAUGUCCCCAUAAUGCGAGAAAUAUUGAAACCUAACGGCCAGAUGCGUGUUGGCGGAAUGAGAAAACAUUUGCAUCGCAUAAUCCAUGCUGAUUUGAUUUUUGAAUAUAACUUUACUGGUGUUCAUAAUAAAAAAUCGUUCAGAGAUAACGAACAUUUUAAUCGAGCUUUAUAUGAAAUUAAUCGCCGCGAAGGCUAUACCGAAGCGGAAUAUGUUAAAGAAAUGCGAGAAGUUUUUCAAACAUACAAAAAUCGGAGACACAAAAGAGCCAGUGAUUUAAGGAAAAAAAAUCUUGAGGCUGCUCAAUUGGAACCUGAAGUCUUUUUCGAAGAAGUUAUCUGCCCAGAUAUUGAAUAAAAAGGCGACAAAUUUAUAUUAUAGUUAGUCAAAAAGUCACGUGUAUAUAUUUUCAUAUAGGAGACUUGAGAAACUAAUUACCUAUUAUUUUUAUUCCAUAGUUCAAUAAAGGUGUAUUUUUAUUACAA
Molecule: messenger RNA, 818 nt
Organism: Drosophila willistoni
Lineage: Eukaryota; Metazoa; Arthropoda; Insecta; Diptera; Drosophilidae
Exons: 4
Coding region: 19-690 (223 amino acids)
Source: RefSeq, a predicted model, not a curated record